Molecule: messenger RNA, 17258 nt
Organism: Mercenaria mercenaria
Lineage: Eukaryota; Metazoa; Mollusca; Bivalvia; Venerida; Veneridae
Product: multiple epidermal growth factor-like domains protein 9
Exons: 8
Coding region: 85-1773 (562 amino acids)
Molecular function (GO): serine-type endopeptidase inhibitor activity; protein binding
Source: RefSeq, a predicted model, not a curated record
UCGGAAUGAUUUGGUGUUUGUCCUAGACGGAAAAUGAAACAGAAAGAAUUUCGUAGGACUUGAAAAAAUACAUAUCCCAUAACAAUGAUUGCUUUAAUUAUUCUACUCGCUGUUGGAAUCAAUGUCCAGUUAAUAGUGUCAGCAGAUUUUGAUUUUUGUACAAAACCACCAGACAAUGGGGUAUGUUACACAGUAUAUAUGGCCUGGUUCUACAACUCAACAGAACAGGAAUGUCAGGAAUUUGUCUACCUAGGAUGCGGUGGAAAUGAGAACAGAUUUAAGACAGAAGAAGAAUGUUACGCUAAAUGCAAAGAAAAGUUGGUUCAACUUCACCCUCCUCAGAAUGUGACAGUGGCGUAUGUGCAGACAAACAGAAUUUACUUGUACUGGUACCCUCCCCUGAACUUCAGACUACAUGAACCCAGCUUAACUAGUGGCAGUGUUUCGUAUACGGUGCACCGUUCUAGUGGUGGGGCACAGAAAUCUCCUGUUUUGUUACCAGCUCGUUCAAAACGUGCUUCAGAGUCUGAUUCUCGGGCAGGGAACCAGGAUACGACAGGAAGUGAAACCACUGUAAAACCGUCAGAUACCACAGUCGGGAAUGCAAAUGGGACUGGAUCAGAUGAUAAUUCUACCAGUAGUGAAACUAAGACUGGGGAGGGUAGUACAACAGCCAGUUCUACUGCGGCAAAUCAUACUGCGGAGGUGAUUGAAAUAGCAGGAACUAAUUUGAGUAUCUUGGACUAUAUUGGGAAAGAUAAAGUGCCAUUCCAUUUUGCAAAAUUGACUCAUUAUGUGAUAACUGUACAGCCAGCUAAUGGAGCUUUCAUCCAGAAUAUAACAGUGCCAGGAAAUAUGACGGAGGUUAAUAUUACUGAUUUACCAUCAUCUGUAGAACAUAAAAUCAUUGUCAGCGCAGUGUAUCUGACAAACUCUACAAUAUCAGCCAAGGCUGUGACAGCUACAACUGCUGCAGAUCCUUCGAAAGCUUCUAACUGUUACUGUGAUCCAUUUGGAACAAAGGACGGCUAUAAGAGUUGUAAUUUAUCGCUGACACAUGUGCCUUGGUGUGAAUGUAAACCGCGUCAUGCUGGACUCUUCUGUGAGAUUUGUGCCCAUGGAUAUUACAGGACUGCACGCAGCCUGCCAUGCCAUACGUGUCCUUGUCCAGAGACAUUUUCUACUGGAUCUUGUCAUUUUACGGAAGGUUACCUGCAUUGUACAACUUGUAGAGAAGGGUACACUGGUAACCUGUGUCAUCGUUGUGCCAAUGGUUACUAUAGAGACCACGCAGCGGCUCCCUCAAAGUGCAUAAAAUGCCAAGGUUGCCAUGAUAUAACACCAGGUCUGAUCUGUGAUCCAUUCAACGGAAAAUGUUUGAACUGUCAUUAUAAUACAACUGGAGAAAAAUGUGACAGGUGUUUGGACGGGUUCCAAGGUGAUCCAUUAAAACAUAUUCCAUGUACGCCUAUAUCUGAGAAAAACACGAGUACGAAACCACCAGCUGCCGGCAUCAUUGCCGCCAUUGUCGUCGGUACGAUUGUUCUCCUGUCGGGAAUCGUUGGCUUUAUUGUGUACAAACGCAGCCAUAACUUCCCUAAAAACAAACCAUUCUGGACGAUCGAGUUUAAAGAGGAUCAUGAUGAUGUGAAUUUCAGUGCCAUUCCGGAUGAUGAACUGGAACGCCAGCACGAUGACAUGCAAUUUUAUGAGUCUCAGUCAAAAGGAAAAAAUAAGUUGCCACCGUACUCACAGUUAAGAGAAGAUAUAUGAAAAAUGCAAGACAUGUGCCUUUCUUUUAGACUCAAGGUUGUGAAAAAUGCAUUUAGAAUGUAGAAAAAUAUCUAGUUUAGUCAGUUUAGAUUGUCAAGUGAAAGAAGAUAGAGUGGAUGAGGUUAAUCAGUCUUUGAAAUGAGACAAUAUAUGUACUUUUUUCAUUUGUUGCAAUAUUAGAUAGAUACGUUGCACGAGUGAAUUCCGCCUACGCAUUAGCUUUUAAUUAGUGCUCAUUCAUUCCAACUACGCAAAACAUUCUAAUUUGUUGAAGACCUUACAAAGGUCGUACUGACUGUAUGGCUUUUGGUCAUUGUUAAGUGUUGUUCUAGAUAGGAUGUUUUAACAAAUUUAGCUUUUUUUUUUAUUUAAUGCAAUUGCAUAUAUGUAUAGAAUGUGCGUAACAAUCUCAUACAAGAAAAUUGCCAUAGAAACCAAUUUGUCAAAUUUAAAAGUGGGUUUUUGUAGGUGAACUUGUGUGUACUAAACUGCAGGUGCAAUAGUGAUCAAAUUCUGACAGUGGGAUUUUUUUGUGUGUUUUUUUCUGGUGUACUUGAUGGUUUUAUGUAUUUCAAACAUACAACCAUAUAUUUCCUUUAAUAAUAUUACUGCUAGACUCUGUAUUAUACAUUAUUUAACCCAUUUAUGAAAGUUUGAACAUGUAUGUAAUUUUUGUGUUCUUUGUUGCAAUUUAAGUAACCUUGCUUCCAAUAGAGCUAGUCCAGUAAAAUUUCUUUUUAUGUUUUUUUUUACUGAAAUAGAGUGAGAUUUAAUAUCUGUUGAUCUGAUUUUUGUGAUUUUAAGAAAUGUCUAUUUGCAUAUUUACGGUUCAAGCUUAUUUUUAUCCAGUGACUACAGUAGUGAGAAUUGUUUAAAAAAUUAUUACCUAACCUUUUUAACUGCUGAAAUUGACUCACUUGUUCAUUACAUGCUUCAUUGUCAAAUUAGAUGUUUUAAUUAUGUAAGUGUGUGAUAGAUUAAUUUACCAUCUAAUGAAUCAAGGUUGUGUCCACUGUGCUAUGCCUUGUAACUGAAAGAUUUUAUUUCAUUAGAAGGUCAGUAAAUGUCCUAUGCUUUUUUUAAUGUCAUUUGACUGUAUGUAGUUUAACACUGUUUCAUAUAAAAUUUAAUAUGUAUUUUAUUCUAUAUUCCCUUCAUUGGGUUUAUUGUCACAUGUAUAGCCUAUUAGCUUUGUAUCAAGAAAUACACACAAGUUCAGUAGUCGAGAUAAUUUGUUAGGAUGGCAGUAUUAAUCUGCAAUAGAACAAGUACAUUUUUCUUAGUGCAUAGCUAGCUCAAUAGGGAGAGCGCAAAUCUACAGAUCACAAGGUUGUGAGUUAUAUCCAUGGGCAAGGCAUAUGUUCUCCGUGACAAUGUGUUAGAAGACAUAUGUGUCAGAAGUAAUUUUGUCCUCCACAUCUGAUUUAUGUGGAGAAGUUGGCAGUUACUUGCAAAGUACAGGUUUAUACUAGUACAGAACCCAGAAACACUAGUUAGGUUAACUGCCAUCUGUUUCAUAACUGAAAUACUGUUGUAUUUCAAACAAACAAACUCAGUACAUAGCUGAUAAUCUUUUCAUUACUACUCAUUAGUAAAUGAUAUAGACUGGUUCUUUAGAAUGAAUAGAAUUGCAAAUAUCUAUGUUAAUGAAGUUUUUAACACAAAUACACAUAUUAAAAUGACUUUGCACACCCAAAAUAAAUAUUGUGGUUCGAGAUUCCAUUGUAAGUUAUUGGAAGUUAAAAGAGAGUAUGUAAGGAAAGAUAUCGGUUGUAUAAGUGCUGGCAGCUGCUGAUUGCUUUAAAACUUCAGCGUACCGUUGAAAGUGUAAUUUAAAUACUUAAUAUGAUGGAAAGAACAAAAGUUUAAAUAUUUUUAGAAACCAUUGUUAUACUACCUUUUUCUGCUUGACUUUUCAAUAGAAAUAAUACCUUUAUUACCUCCAAUACUGAAGGGCAUGAAUCGGUAAGCUUCAUCAGUUCUAGUCAUACAAAAAAUUAAGCCAAUAAAUUAAAUAUCUCUUAACAGAUUUUUGUGACACUAGACUUGAUGUAAAUUCUGAGCAAUAUUUUUAUUCCAAGGGUGUAAGAUUCUCAACUGACAGCAUUAUAUAUGUGUAAUGAUUUUAAAGUUAUUUAAAAUGUGUGUCAUGUUUGAAUCCUCAUCUAAAAAACAAGGUCUUCAUUUUUUUUUGUACUUCAUUUUUUAACUCAAAAUUUUAUGUAAAAAAACCUGUACAUAGUAAAUAUGCAUGGUGUCGGAUAUAUUUGUUUGUUUUUAUAACUUCAAAUGUUGAAGAACUUCUGUGACAUAACGUUUUGUGUCCUUAAGAUCUAACCAUGUAAACAUGGAAGUAAUUUGCAUAAAUGGCAUUCAGACAUCUUAAAUUUUAGUGCACAGUUUUAGUUUUGCCUUAAAAUUUACUGAUUACAGCUGUUACAAUCUUAUUUAAUAACUUUUAUCUUUUUGUUUUUUAUUUUCUUGAUUUUAGAUAAAUCCUAUGUGGUUUUAGGACAACUUGUGUUUGUAAAGAAUUUUAAUCACUAUCUAACCAUACUGUUGCAUGAUGGUAAGAGAUUACUAGCAGGGUCUGAACACUUGUUUUUGCUGUAUCUCUGUGUUUCCAGCAGGUAUAAAGUUUUGAUUCCACAACUUGAGUAAAUGAUGUGAAACCAAAAUUUUUAGUCCUGUUUGGUGCUAUGUAAUAGGCACUGUAUUUGUGCACUGUAAAACUCAAAUCAACGUGAUUUUCAAAACAGUUUUAUGAUAAAAUAUUUACUUAAGGUAUUCGGUCCACAAAUAAGCAAGUUUUAUGUAACAUUGCUAUUAAAAUAUAUCAAAUAUUGGUGCUUGAUAAGCUCAUAUAUCUUGGUAUCAUUUGAAAGUGUAUUGUGUACUCAAAAAGAAUAUAUAAAUUACAUGACAAAAAUAUGUUACAGAAUUUUCAUUUUUUUACUUUAUAGUUUUCAAUGAUACUUCAACAGAAAUCCAGUUAUUACAGUGUAAGAUUUAUCAUUUCGCAGUCAAAAACAUGACUGUAGUGAUUCAUGUGCUAUUAUGGUCAACUUAGUUACUAGUUCUUGUACAGCAGACACAACUUUUUCAAAUGAUACCAAAACAACUGGGUCUCCAGACAUCAAAAUGUCAUCUAUUUGUUGAUGGGUUACCCUAAGUAAUUUUGGUUAGAUGAGAUACAGUCAUACAUUGAGGUCUAUGGCCAUUAGCUCAAUAUUCUUUUUAUAUUGGUUGUGCAUAUAUAUCAUAGGACUUUAUGGAUUGUGAACUAGGCCUGUAUUCAUUUUUUUUCUAAAUUUGUGUAACAUAUUUGCCAAUUUUAAUUUUGCUUUGUACUCCAAGAAAAAUUUAACAAAACAUGUAUAAAUGUACUCAGGGCUCCGGAAAUUUUGAUAACUCAAUCGGUCCGAAACGAAAAUCCUGACAUCGGCGCUACCCCACCCACCGCAUUCCCAAUAUUACAUAUUUUGUAAAACGUGAAAGAGUAAAGAAAUAAGCAUGUCAUGCAUUAAAACUGAGUUACCGGUCACCGCGUGUUUCUAUACAAUGAAGACAGUUAUUCAGUGUUAUGUGUGAUCGUUACUUUGUUUAAAUUUCGAUGUUUUUCCGAGAAAAUACUUGUAAGGAUAAAAUUACCGAGGCAACACGGUGUGCGUAACUAGUCUAAAAGCCAACGCACGUGACCGGUACCGUAUACACGGCAGAUACUUUAUGAUGUUUCCUCAUUCUUUGACGGAAUUCUAUAAAAUACAAUGCGUCAAAGUGAAUUACACGACACAUAUUCUCUGCUAAACAGUCUCAGUAUUUUAAGAAUACUCUGCCGCGGACCGAAUGUGUACGUUAUAUGAAAGCUGAGAUCGAAUUUCCCGCAUGUAUAGUACCAAAAAGUCAUGCGUGUUGGCCACGGAUAUUUCAUUUCACUUAUGUUGUACUUCAAUAAGCAACUACAUUUUAUAAAGUUAUAUGUUCUCUUCUGAUGUAAACAAAAUUUCAUUUUGAAACGUUUUUUAAAAGACCGAUUUGAUAAACAGCGCCACUCCGGUUUUCUUUAUCAUUCGUGUUUGCCAGUCCAUUUUUUUUUCUUUUUCUUUCUUGCACAGUCAGGUUGCAAAGACGAUUGUCUGCACUUGUUUCAACUGGAGCCCCAACAAAUGAAUCUUGUAAUUUUUUCAAAUCAAGUAAUUAUAAAAAAUAUUUUGAUCGGUUUUCCGUGUGAUGUCUCAUUAAAACAAUUAUAGCUCUUUGAUUAAAUGCAGUGACCAUUUGUUUUUUACCGUGAUCAAACAUAGCCUUUUGAAAAAAAACAUCCGUCAGAUUCUAAAUAAAAGAAGUGGAUCCCAGUCGAAAUGAUUUGGAUCCAGUCAGACAUAUUUGGAAACCAGUCAAAAAUGUUUAAUACAUUGCAGUCAGCUGUCUGCAAACAUUAAAGGAUGUGCCGCGCGAGCACUGAUUGCGUCACCUGCUAAUUACGGACCGAUUAUCAAAGUGACAAUCAGACCGUUUGACACGUUUAUUGAUUAUCUGAGGGUGCAACCGACAAUUUCCUGCUUGGCAAUAGAUGGUGUAUUGAGAUAUCAGACCGAUAUUUAUACUUUUCUCCAUUUUUACGGGACCGAUUUUUUUCAUUUUUUCACUUCAUGAAUCGGUCUGAAAAGUCAAAAAUCAGUCCAAAACCGACAAACCGGCAAAUUUCCAAAUCCCUGAAUGUACUCUAAAGUCGGGUUUUUCGUGAGGGAUUUAUUUUCACUAUAUUUGCUAAGUGGCUUUUUGCAAAAAUAGAUACAGUGAACUUUGAAAUUGCUAUUAUUGUUAUAAAGAGUCCAGCUAGUAUCUUUUUAUGCAAACUAUUUAUGAUUUUAGAAAUAGCAAACUUUUAGCCUGGUAAAAAUAUCUGAUUAUACAUUAUAUCUACAGUAACAGUACACCAAAUUUCGGUGUAAUAUGUACUCGCAAAGAAGUUACAGUACACCAAAUUUCGGUGUAAUAUGUACUAGCAAAGAAGUUACAGUACACCAAAUUUCAGUGUAAUAUGUACUCGCAAAGAAGUCACAGUACACCAAAUUUCAUUGUAAUAUGUACUCACAAAGAAGUUACAGUACACAAAAUUUCAGUAUAAUAUAUAUGUACUCACAAAGAAAUGUUUACAACGUGAAGCAUUUUCGUUACUUUUUGUGAAACAAGUAUUUUGCCUAGAACAGGGAAGGACAUUAAACAGGGAUUGUUUUGUUCCAUAUAUAUGUGUAUAUUUAAAUUUAUAUUUAGCAAAUUUGUUCCAUGUCAGAACAUACACACAGGGUAUAAUGGUACCAGUUCUCUUGCCAUAUCAAGUUUUAUGGAGAAGAUUUGAUUAAAUAUCUUUAGCUGAAACUUUACAAAGAAAAGAAAUUGAUUACAUAACGAAAUAUUUUUGCUCAUAUUUGAAAAUAGUGGUACUCACAAUUUCAGUAUACUCGUGAAAAAUAACCUGCAUCAUGUUUUAAUACACGAACUGUCAUAUUUCGGGAACUCUUAACACCACAGAUAAGGUCUCAAACUUUGAAAUCACAAAAUAAAUCCUAUAAAAAGAUUACCGAAUCAACAGUAAUUGUAACUUGUAUUUUGCCAGUCUAUCACAUGCAUACUAUAUUAUAAAAAAGUGCAUUGUAUUAUGUACAUAUUUAAGAAUUUAUUCGAGUAAAAGGUAGUACCAUUUAAAGGUGAUGUUUUAAUGAUUGCCUUAAACAAAUUCAAGAUGUUUGAAAUAGAUUAUUCAUACUAUAUGAAAAUAUGUCUUUCAUUUUUUAGCUCAUCUGAUUUUUUGAAAAAAAAUGAUGAGUUAUUGUCAUCACUUGAGCGGUUGUCGGCGUCGGCGUCUGCGUCGGCGUUGCCUGGUUAAGUUUUAUGUUUAGGUCAGCUUUUCUCCUAAACUAUCAAAGCUAUUGCUUUGAAACUUGGAAUACUUGUUCACCAUCAUAAGCUGACCCUGUAUAGCAAGAAACAUAACUCCAUCUUGCUUUUUGCAAGAUUUUUGGCCCCUUUUGUACUUAGAAAAUAUCAGAUUUCUUGGUUAAGUUUUAUGUUUAGGUCAACUUUUCUCCUAAGCUAUCAAAGCUAUUGCUUUGAAACUUGGAAUACUUGUUCACCAUCAUAAGCAGACCCUGUACAUCAAGAAACAUAACUCCAUCUUGCUUUUUGCAAGAUUUAUUGCCCCUUUUGGACUUAGAAAAUCAGUUUUCUUGGUUAAGUUUUAUGUUUAGGUCAGCUUUUAUCCUAAACUAUCAAAGCUAUUGCUUUAAAACUUGCAACACUUGUUCACCAUCAUAAGUUGACCCUGUACAGCAAGAAACAUAACUCCGUCCUGCUUUUUGCAAGAUUUAUGGCCCCUUUUGGACUUAGAAAAUAUCAGAUUUCUUGGUUAAGUUUUAUGUUUAGGUCAACUUUUUCUCUUAAACUAUCAAAGCUAUUGCUUUGAAACUUGCAACACUUGUUCACCAUCAUAAGCUGACCCUGUACAGCAAGCAACAUAACUCCAUCCUGCUUUUUGCAAUAAUUAUUGCCCCUUUUGGACUUAGAAAAUCAUUUUAUUGGUUGAGUAUUAUGUUUAAGUCAACUUUUCUCAUAAACUAUCAAAGCUAUUGCUUUAAAACUUGCAACAGUUUUUCACCAUCAUAAGUGGACACUGUACAUCAAGAAACAUAAUUCUAUCCUGCUUUUUGCAAGAAUGAUGGCCCUUUUUAGACUUAGAAAAUCAUGGGUAGGACAAUAUUUCUAUUGCACAAAAAAAAUCAGAUGAGCGUCAGCACCCGCAAGGCGGUGCUCUUGUUUUACAUGUUUACAAUAGUGUUACAUAUGAAUAACUUGUGUUGUGUAUUUGUUACUUUAUUGAUUUUUUUACGCUUUAUUUUUAAAACAUUUUUAGUCCUAGUGCUUCAUCAAAUCUCUUAAUACUGGAUGCUAUCUUGUCAUUUACAAAGUAGGUUAUGAAUUGUCCAGGUAAUAAAACUAAGCUGGAAUUCCAGUCUGGAAACAUCAACAUCUGAUUGGUUGUUCCUGAGCAUAAACUUGAAAUUAACCAAUCACAUGGCUGUACUUUAGACUGGUUUUGUAAUUUACAAAUUAGGUUAUUAAUUGCCCAGGUAAUAAAAUUAAACAUGGAUUCCAGUCUGGAAACAUCAGCAUCUGAUUGGUUGGUUCUGAGCAUAAACUUGAAAUUAACCAAUCACAGGGCUGUAUUUUAGACUGGUUUUGUAAUCCAGGUUUAUAACUGUGAAACCAGACCCUGGUUUGUUGAUUCUGUGCUUAGUCUUGAAAUAAAACAGUGACAAGCUUGCAUUCUGAGCCUUGUAUCCCUUUUUAGCUCACCUGAGCAAUGCUCAGGUGAGUUUUUCUGAUCGCUCGAUGUCCGGCGUCUGUCGUCCGUCGUCUGUCGUCUGUCGUCUGUCGUCUGUCGUCUGUCAACAUUUAGCUUGUGUAUGCGAUAGAGGCUGUAUUUUUCAAUUAAUCUUCAUGAAUUUUGGUCAGAAUGAUAAUCUUGAUAAAAUCUAGGCCGAGUUCGAAAAUGGGUCAUCUCGGGUCAAAAACUAGGUCACUAGGUCAAAUCAAAGAAAAACCUUGUGUAUGCGAUAGAGGCUGUAUUUUUCAAUUAAUCUUCAUGAAUAUUGGUCAGAAUGAUAACCUUGAUGAAAUCUAGGCCGAUUCGAAAAUGGGUCAUCUGGGGUCAAAAACUAGGUCACUAGGUCAAAUCAAAGAAAAACCUUGUGUAUGCGAUGGAGGCUGUAUUUUUCAAUUGAUCUUCAUGAAUAUUGGUCAGAAUGAUUGCCUUGAUGAAAUCUAGGCCGAGUUCGAAAAUGGGUCAUCUCGGGUCAAAAACUAGGUCACUAGGUCAAAUCAAAGAAAAACCUUGUGUAUGCGAUAGAGGCUGUAUUUUUCAGUUAUUCUUCAUGAAUUUUGGUCAGAAUGAUAACCUUGAUGAAAUCUAGGCCGAGUUCGAAAAUGGGUCAUCUCGGGUCAAAAACUAGGUCACUAGGUCAAAUCAAAGAAAAACCUUGUGUAUGCGAUAGAGGCGGUAUUUUUCAAUUGAUCUUCAUGAAUUUUGGUCAGAAUGAUUACCUUGAUGAAAUCUAGGCCGAGUUCGAAAAUUGGUCAUCUUGGAUCAAAAACUAGGUCACUAGGUCAAAUCAAGGAAAAACCUUGUGUAUGCGAUAGAGGCUGUAUUUUUCAAUUGAUCUUCAUGAAUUUUGGUCAGAAUGAUUACCUUGAUGAAGUUUAGACCAAGUUUGAAAAUGGGUCAUCUGGGGUCAAAAACUAGGUCACUAGGUCAAAUCAAAGAAAAACCUUGUGUAUGCAAUAGAGGCUGUAUUUUUCAACUGAUCUUCAUGAAAUUUAGCCAGAAUGAUUACCUUGAUGAAAUCUAGGCUGAGUUCGAAAAUGGGUCAUCUGGGAUCAAAAACUAGGUCACUAGGUCAAAUCGAAGAAAAACAUUGUGUAUGCAAUAGAGGAUGUAUUUUUCAAUUGAUCUUCAUGAAAUUUGGUCAGAGUGAUUGCCUUGAUGAAAUCUAGGUCGAGUUUGAAUAUGGGUUACCUGAGGUCAAAAACUAGGUCACUAGGUCAAAUUAAAGAAAAAUCUUGUGUAUGCGAUAGAGACUGUUUUUUUCAAUUGAUUUUUAUGAAAUUUGGUCAGGAUGAUUGCCUUAAUGAAUCUAGGUUGAAUUUGAAUAUGGGUCAUCUGAGGUCAAAAACUAGGUCACUCGGUCAAAUCAAAGAAAAAACUUGUGUAUGUGAUAGAGGCUGUAUUUUUCAAUUGAUCUUCAUGAAUUUGGUCAGAAUGAUUGCCUUGAUAAAAUCUAGGUCGAGUUUGAACAUGGGUCAUCUAGGCUCAAAAACUAAGUCAUAUCUAAGAAAAUGCUUGUUUUAUCGCAAGAGACCAAUUUUUUGGUCCAAUCUUAAUGAAAAUUGGUCAGAAUAUUUGUUUCCAUGAAAUCACUAGGUCAAACAUGUUUUACACUGUUAUGGUGUGUUUCUUAGGUGAGCGACCUAGGGCCAUCUUGGCCCUCUUGUUUGUUUUAUGGAUAAAAAAAUGGCACUCUGUCUUGUCCUGUCGUUUGAGAUGACAGUCUUGCCCACAUUGGGUUACUAUUUACUUCACCUUACCUAUCAAACUAUAAAAUCUGACAUUUUCUCAAAGGUUUUAUUCCCUCUGUGAAAAAUGAUGCAAAUCUGACCCAAAUUUUAGAAAUCUUUAAAUGCCUUGAAAAAAAGUUUGAUUUUAUAGUUAUAGGAAAUAUUGAUACAAUGCUCAACAUUUAAUAAAAUGUCUUGUAAUAAGAUAUAACUUUAAAUGUAUAAGAUCCACAUGUAUCAUAUGUAUUCAACGUUAUGUACAGCUACAUUCACAACUGUUGUGUAGUUACAGUCAUUUGUUAAAAUAGCUGCAAGUUUUUUUAUGUGCAGGAGUACAAGUGGAUAGUUAUAUAUUAUUUAUGAAGGAUAUAAAAUUUCUAACCUAAUAUUCAACAGUGUUUACUUGGACAAACAUUUAGAUUUUGUGUUUACAUAGUUAUGGUAUAGUUAUUGUUCAUUUUGUCAAAAUUAAUUUGAAACCUGGGCGUAAUCCAACUUUAAGAUGUAAAAUGUUGAGGCACACAUGGAAGAUCGUUUUGGCGGAUAUGUAGCCUCGUUUAAGUAAUUAAAAUUCUUUAUUGUUAUUUUUAGCUCACCUGUCACAAAGUGACAAGGUGAGCUUUUGUGAUCGUGCGGUGUCCGUCCGUCCGUCCGUCCGUCCGUAAACUUUUGCUUGUGACCACUCUAGAGGUCACAUUUUUCAUGGGAUCUUUAUGAAAGUUGGUCAGAAUGUUCAUCUUGAUGAUAUCUAGGUCAAGUUCGAAACUUGCUCACGUGCCAUCAAAAACUAGGUCAGUAGGUCUAAAAAUAGAAAAACCUUGUGACCUCUCUAGAGGCAAUAUAUUUCACAAGAUCUUCAUGAAAAUUGGUCAGAAUGUUCACCUUGAUGAUGUCGUGUGCCGUCAAAAACUAGGUCAGUAGGUCUAAAAAUAGAAAAACCUUGUGACCUCUCUAGAGGCCAUAUAUUUCACAAGAUCUUCAUGGAAAUUAAUCAGAAUGUUCACCUUGAUGAUAUCUAGGUCAAGUUCGAAAGUGGGUCACGUGCCUUUAAAAACUAGGUCAGUAGGUCUAAAAAUAGAAAAACCUUGUGACCUCUCUAGAGGCCAUAUAUUUCACAAGAUCUUCAUGAAAAUUGGUCAGAACGUUCACCUUGAUAAUAUCUAGGUCAAGUUCGAAACUGGAUCAUGUGCCAUCAAAAACUAGGUCAGUAGGUCAAAUAAUAGAAAAACCUUGUGACCUCUCUAAAGGCCAUAUUUUUCAUGGGAUCUGUAUGAAAGUUGGUCUGAAUGUUCAUCUUGAUGAUAUCUAGAUCAAGUUCGAAACUGGGUCACGUGCGAUCAAAAACUAGGUCAGUAGGUCUAAAAAUAGAAAAAAAUAGUGACCUCUCUAGAGGCCAUAUAUUUCAUGAGAUCUUCAUGAAAAUUGGUCAGAAUGUUCACCUUGAUGAUAUCUAGGUCAAGUUCGAAAGUAGGUCACGUGCCAUCAAAAACUAGGUCAGUAGGUCAAAUAAUAGAAAAACCUUGUGACCUUUCUAGAGGCCAUAUUUUUCAUGGGAUCUGUAUGAAAGUUGGUCUGAAUGUUCAUCUUGAUGAUAUCUAGGUGAAGUUCGAAACUGGGUCACGUGCCAUCAAAAACUAGGUCAGUAGGUCAAAUAAUAGAAAAACAUUGUGACCUCUCUAAAGGCCAUAUUUUUCAUGGGAUCUGUAUGAAAAUUGGUCUGAAUGUUCAUCUUGAUGAUAUCUAGGUCAAGUUUGAAACAGGGUCAUGUGCAGUCAAAAACUAGGUCAGUAGGUCUAAAAAUAGAAAAACCUUGUGACCUCUCUAGAGGCCAUACUUGUGAAUGGAUCUCCAUAAAAAUUGGUCAGAAUGUUCACCUUGAUGAUAUCUAGGUCAAGUUUGAAACUGGGUCACGUGCCUUAAAAAACUAGGUCAGUAGGUCAAAUAAUAAAAAUACCUUGUGGCUUCUCUAGAGGCCAUACUUUUCAUGGGAUCUGUAUGAAAAUUGGUCUGAAUGUUCAUCAUGAUGAUAUCUAGUUCAAGUUUGAAACUGGGUCAACUGCGGUCAAAAACUAGGUCAGUAGUUCUAAAAUUAUUAAAAUCUUUCGACCUUUCUAGAGGCCAUAUUUUUCAAUGGAUCUUCAUGAAAAUUGAUCUGAAUGUUCACCUCGAUGAUAUCUAGGUCAUUUUCGAAACUGGGUCACAUGCAAUCAAAAACUAGGCCAGUAGGUAUAAAAAUAGAAAAACCUUGUGGCCUCUCUAGAGGCCAUAUUUUUCAUGAGAUCUUCAUGAAAAUUAGUGAGAAUGUUCACCUUGAUGAUAUCUAGGCAAAGUUCAAAACAGGGUCACAUACCUUCGGAAACUAGGUCAAUAGGUCAUAUAAUAGAAAAACCUUGUGACCUCUCUAGAGACCAUAUUUUUCAAUGGAUCUUCAUGAAAAUUGGUCAGAAUUUUUAUUUUGAUAAUAUUUAGGUCAAGUUCAAAACUGGGUCACAUGAGCUCAAAAACUAGGUCACUAUGUCAAAUAAUAGAAAAAACGAUGUCAUACUCAAAACUGGGUCAUGUGGGAAGAGGUGAGCGAUUCAGGACCAUCAUGGUCCUCUUGUUUAUUAUUAUUAUCAGAUAUGUUUUACUGGUUACCUUGUUAAGCUUGUUUUGUUUUAUAGAAUACAUUCCAUGAUUUUUUUAGCAAUGUUAGAAGUACCAAUAAAUUUACAACUGAUUCUAAAUCAGAUAGAUUUUCUGUGAUGCAGAAGCGCCUUAAUGGUUAGUUAUACAAUACAAUUAAAUGUCUUCAUUUGUGAACAAAAUGUUGUUGGCUUUUUUGGUUUUAUAGAAACAUGAAUAAUUAUAUGGCAAUAAGAUGUAAAGUUGCAACCCAUUUUUGAAAGAUGCUAAUGUGAUAUCAACCUUUACCAUGCUAAAUUUCUAAUAUGGACUGUUAUAUCUUUCAGUUUGGGCAGUACCAUCUAUUAUUUGAAGGGGUGUUUACUGAAAAUUUACUGACUGAAUUGCAUGCAGUGCAGACCUUGAUCAGCCUGCAUGGAUCUUGGUCUGCUCUGGUCCAUGCAGUCUGAUCAUGAUCUGCACUGUUUGCCAUUCAGUCAGUAUCUUUUUGGUAAGCACCCAUUGUAACAGUUAAUGGUACUGUCCAAAUUGAAAGAUGGACAAGUUCAUUAUAGAAAUUUAGCAAGAUAAUGGUUAAUAAUGAUACAAUAACAUUCUUUGCCUUGUCUGCUAGAUGAUAUCUGGUGCUAAUUUGUUUGUUUUUCUUAUAUGAAAAAAUGGUGAUGUUGACGCCACAUCGCAUAGUAUUUGGCACCAUACCCGCCAUAUUGGUGCAGGGAAAAAGUUCCACUGAUGUCCUGUUUGAGAAUCAAAAUUAUACAACAGAAUGAGGUUACCUUUAAUUGGCACAAGAUCUCCAUGCAUGCUUUAAUUCUUCUGUGAGACGUGUAACGUGACUCCCUUCACUAAUAUUAUUUUCAAAACAUGGUCACAUUUACAUCACAUUAACCUUCCAUUUUGAGCCAUACACGUGCCAACAAAUAGUUGUUGCAGAUUUAAUUCAAUAUUUUACGUAAAAGAUAUUUCAGAAUCAAAAUAAUGUAUAGUAAAACAAUAAUUUAAAAAACUUAGUCCUCCAUAUUGGUUGUACGCCAUGUGGAAUAAAUCACUCAGGCUUAGCCCUUGUGAUAUAUUGCAUUCAUAUAACCUAAUUAAUGUGUUUAGGUAUUAAAACAUGAUUUUGCUAUAUAUUGUUUAUUAAAUAUGUGACAAAAAAUUAAGUAUACUUACCACAGUUUUCACAAUUUUUGGUCAAUGUGAUCAGCAGUUUAGGUAUAUUUGAGCCAUGCCAUGAGAAAACCAACAUAGUGGCUUUGCGAACAGCAUGGAUCCAGACCAGCCUGCGCAUUUGCGUACUCUAGUCAGGAUCCAUGCUUUCCGCUAACGGUUUCUCUAAUUGCAAAAGGCUUUGAAAGCGAACAGCUUGGAUCCUGACCAGACCUGGUCUGGAUCCGUGCAGUCUGGUCAGGAUCCAUGCUGGUCGCAAAGCCAGUAUGUUGGUUUUCUUAUGGCGUGGCUCAAAUAUAAUCAUUUAAUGAGCAGUGCACAAUAUCUGUCUUUUUAAAGCAGCAACAAUAAGAAAUCUAAAAAUCAUACUUCAGUGUUAAAACUUCGAUUUAAUGAGUAUGAUAUAAUGUACAGGGAAUCUACUUGACAUCAAUUUUACACAGUAUGAAGCUUUUUAAUACACACUUUGGUUACUUCAGGAAUGUACCUAGAGCUCACAGAAUCUCUGUUUUCUGUAGCUUACUGAAGUAAUUUUACAAUUUUUGCCGAGCCUGCUUGUGGUGAGCUCGACUUAAUUGCCACUUUUGGCAGGUCAGUGUAUGUGCAUGCGUCUAUGUGUGUGUGCAUCCAUUCGAUUUUGUCCGGACCAUAACUAUUUAUCUUGCGCAAACCCCAUGGUCCUAUCUAAAAGAUCAAGAUCACAGUUGAAGGUCAAAAGUCAAUUUGAAGAAUGAGUUUGUCCGAAGCAUUUCUUCUUAACACAUGGUGGGAAUUUGAUGUAACUUGGCAUGAAUGUUCACCAUUAUAAGACAGAGUGUCCUGUGCAAGAACCAGGUCCCUAGGUCUAAGGUCAAGGUCACACUUAGAGGUCAAAGGUUAGAUACAAGAAUGACUGUUCGGAGCAUUUCUUUUUCUUGCGUAGAGGGAUUUUAAAGUAAUCUGGCAAUAUUUUCACCAUCAUGAGAAGGAAUGUAUGCACAAGAACCUAGAAUUACUUCCCUUUAUUGAUCCUAUAAAUAGCUUAUAUUGUAAUUUUUUUGUUACUGGUUCUAGGGAAAAGUCAAGACCACUUUUCUGUAGUUCAAUAUGCAUGUUACAUCCAAUUUCUAGGUAUAUUAUGACCUAUCUCUACUGGUAAGAUUUUUGUGUGGACUUAGAUUGUCAUGUGCAUCUCCCAGUCCUUUUGACAGCUGGUGGGCUCGACAUGUUGCCUCAUUUUCAGCCUUCGCGCUCGAAUAUUGUUAAUCAUAUGUACUCUUGAAGGAAAGUAAUUGUAUAGUGGAGUUUUUAUUAUUUCAUGGUUAACACGUUUUAAUAAAGUGCUUUUAACACAAGAUGUAUUGUAAUAGUUCUUCACAUGUGUUCUAUAUUUAGCAACAUGCACGGGUAUCAGACCUGGUAUGAAACUAUUAUGACCAGGGUGUUUUCACCUGAAAUCAACCCAAAAUGAAAAUAAACGUAGGGAAACAUACGCCCCUUUCAAAUGAUAUACAGCAUACCAUAUGAUAUCUGUGCCUGUGUUUUUAUGUACAUGUAUUAUGCAUUUGUUUUCAAUGGUUUAAGUAAAAUGUGUUGUUUUUUUCAUAUGCUACUUUCUGUGAAUUAUGUUUUAAUAAAGGCAUUUAUAUAGAAAUAUCAUCCUGCUUUUUAUUAUACCCCCACCAAACAUGUUUGAGGGGGGUAUAUAGGAGUCAGUUUUGUCGCGUCCCGUCGUGUCGCGUCCCGUCCCGUCCCGUCCCGAAAUCUAUUAUCUCAGUUAUUACCAAAUGGAUUUGAUUCAAACUUAAAAUACAUGUUCCACCUUAUCACCCACAUCAUGUGACACAAGGUACAUAACUCUUGACACCAAGUUUUCAUGAAUUAUGUCCCCUUUUACUUAGAAUUUAAGGUUAAUUUUGUUGUAUUUUCACUAUAUCUCGGUUAUUACUAAAUGGAUUUGAUUCAAACUUAAAAUAGAUGUUCCACCUAAUCACCCACAUCAUGUGACAUAAGGUGCAUAACUCUGACACCAUUUUUUUAUGAAUUAUGCCCCUUUUUACUUAGAAUUUAAGGUUGAUUUUGAUGUAUUUUCACUUUAUCUCAGUUACUACUGAAUGGAUUUGAUUCAAACUUAAAAUAGAUGUUCCACCUCAUCACCCACAUCAUGUGCCCACAUCAUGUGACACAAGGUGCAUAACUCUGACACCAAGUUUUCAUGAAUUAUGUCCCCUUUUACUUAGAAUUUAAGGUUAAUUUUGUUGUAUUUUCACUAUAUCUCAGUUAUUACUAAAUGGAUUUGAUUCAAACUUAAAAUAGUUGUUCCACCUCAUCACCCAGAUGAUGUGACAUAAGGUGCUUAACUCUGACAUAAAUUUUUUAUGAAUUAUGUCCUCUUUUACUUUAAAUAUAAGGUUGAUUUUGAUGUAUUUUCACUAUAUUUCAAUUAUUACAAAAUGGAUUUGAUUCAAACUUAAAAUAGAUGUUCCACCUCAUCACCCACAUCAUGUGACACAAGGUGCAUAACUCUGACACCAAUUUUUCAUGAAUUAUGCCCCUUUUUACUUAGAAUUUAAGGUUAAUUUUGAUGUAUUUUCACUAUA